This is a messenger RNA of Lethenteron reissneri (Far Eastern brook lamprey), 8464 nucleotides long. Its product is annotated as plexin-A1-like. Gene Ontology annotation, biological process: semaphorin-plexin signaling pathway; regulation of cell migration. The record is from RefSeq and is a predicted model, not a curated record. Gene Ontology annotation, molecular function: protein binding; semaphorin receptor activity. Gene Ontology annotation, cellular component: semaphorin receptor complex; plasma membrane. NCBI's taxonomy places the organism in Eukaryota, Metazoa, Chordata, Hyperoartia, Petromyzontiformes, Petromyzontidae.
UUUGGGGAGUUGCGCAGGCGCGGCGGAUGGAUGCCACGGCGCUCUGAGUGUCUGUGCCGCGCGUCGUCUCCAGCAUCACCGCUGCCAUCGUCACGAGCGGCCGCGCUGAGAGGGAGGCAGCAGCUGCAGCAGCGGCAGCAGCGGCAGCAGCAGCGCAAAGAUGCGCGAAGCCUCCACGGCAGCCACUCGCCCGCCGCCCCUUCCCGAGCGCCGAUAGCGCAGAGACGCAGGCGCAAGGCCGCUGCCGCCGCGCGCGACGCGAGAGUGUUGCGUGCGAGAGUGUUGGAGAGAGAGAGAGUGUUGCGUGCGAGAGCGGCAGAGAGAGAUAGAGAGAGAAGGGGGAGCGAGGCGUCGAGGAGAAGAAGGUGGAGAGAGUUCGGGAGCUCUCCUCUUGCUCUCUCUGCGUUAUAUCCGCUCUCUCGCUCGGCGCGCGCGCGCUCCGCACAUCUUCAAGCGCGCUCACAAAGUUGCCUCUUCGUGCGGAGGAGCCAUCAUCAGAGGAGCCGCGAGCAAGGGGGGGGGGGAGAUCAAGCGAGAGACUCCAGGGAGGACGCGAGUCACACGAGGAGACGGGAGGGAGCGGAAGAGGAGAAAGAAGGCGGCAGGCGCUGUCGUCUCUCGAUCGCCGGCGUCCGGAGUCACCCACCCGGUGCCGGUGCCGAACUUGGAUUUUGGCGAACGCUCCCACGACACCGAGGCCGAGCUGGGCCGGGUCGUGCCGGGUCAUCUGGGGUCGCGUGGAUGCGUGGACGCGCGUCUAGUUGAGGCGACGCGCGGAUCAUGACUCCUCCUCACCCCCUCCUCCGCGUCUCCGCCUCCAACUCGGCGCUCGCCAACAACCGUCGCCAACUCGGCCACGGCCACGGCCGCCAUGAUCGCCACAGCUGCCACCGCCGGCCGCUGCUGCUGCGGCCGCCGCCGCUUGCGCAACUGCUGCUCGCGCUGCUGCUGCUCCUGCUGCCGCCGCCGGCGCCGGCAUCGCGUGGCUCUCGCCAGCCCUCCGGCGGGGACGGAGGCGACGGCGACGGCGGUGGCGGCGUCGCCAGAUUCGCGACUCCCAACAAGAACUGGCCGCUGAACCACUUGGUUGUCGACGGCGGCACGGGCAAGGUGUACGUGGGCGGCGUCAACCGGGUGUACCAGCUGUCGAGCAACCUGACCCUGCUGCGCGACCACGAAACGGGCCCCGUGAUGGACAACCGUGAGUGCUACCCGCCGCCGAUGGUGCAGCAGUGCAACCAGGAGUCGGCGCCCAGCGACAACGUCAACAGGCUGCUGCUGGUGGACGCGCGGCGCUCGCGCUUGCUGGCGUGCGGCAGCGCCUUCCAGGGGGUGUGCAAGCUGCUCAAGCUGGACGACCUCUUCAAGCUGGGUGAGCCGGCGCACAAGUCGGAGCACUACCUGUCCAGCGUCAGCGAGCGCGGCUCGUCCGUAGGGUUCAUCGUCGACCCACCGAGGCGCCCUCCCCGGAUCGACGGCGGCAGCGACGAUGGGGACUAUGACGAUAAGGACGAGGAGGAUGAGGAUGACGAGGAGGGCAGCGUGCUGUUCAUCGGCACGCCGGUUGACGGCAAGGUGGACUACUUCCCGACGAUCUCGAGCCGCUGGCUGAAGCGCGACGCGGAGGACGCCAACAUGUUCGCGUACGUCUACCACAACGAUUUCGAGUCGUCGCAGAUGAAGAUCCCGUCCGACACGCUCUCCAUGUUCCCCAACUUCGACAUCUUCUACGUGUACGGCUUCUCGAGCGGAGACUUCGCCUACUUCCUCACCGUGCACCCCGACACGCAGCCGCUGUCCGCUGACGCGCCGGCCGAGCGCUUCUUCACCUCCAAGGUGGUGCGCCUGUGCCUGCACGACCGCCACUUCUACUCCUACGUCGAGCUGCCCAUCGGCUGCUCCAAGGGCGGCGUCGACUACCUCAUGGUGCAGGCGGCCUACCUGGCGAGGCCCGGCCGUCGGCUGGCCGAGUCGCUGGGCAUCUCGCCGAACGAGAAGGUCCUCUACGCCGUCUUCCUCAAGGACCAGAAGGGCCGGCGCAGGCCGCCGGGCGGCGAGUCGGCGCUCUGCGUCUUCCCGCUGCGCGCCAUCGACGAGGCCAUCAAGGAGCGCGUGCAGUCGUGCUACCAGGGCAAGGGCACGCUGCAGCUCUCGUGGCACAUCAACCGCCUCAUAUCCUGCACCGCCUCGACGAUCAACAUCACCGACCGCUUCUGCGGCCUCAACUUGAACCAGCCGCUGGGAGGCGACACGAUCAUCACGGGCGUGCCGCUCUUCUCGGACGACCGCGACGCCAUGAGCUCCGUCACGGCCUACGUCUACAAGGACUACGCCGUGGCGUUCGUCGGCACCGCCUCGGGGAACCUCAAGAAGCUGCGCGUGGAUGGGCGUCCCGAGGGAGCGCGCCAGUACGAGGUGGUGCCCGUGGUGCCGGGCAGCCUGCUGCUGCGGGACAUGGCCUUCGCUGUGGACGAGCGCUUCAUCUACGUGCUCUCCGAGGGCCAGGUGACGCGGGUGCCGGUGGAGCAGUGCGAACAGUACACCAGCUGCGGGAGCUGCCUGGGGUCGGGAGACCCGCACUGCGGCUGGUGCGUGCUGCACAGCAAGUGCUCCAGGAAAGACCGCUGCCCCCGCUCCAGCGAGCCGCGGCGGUUCGCCGUGGACGUGGCGCAGUGCGUGCGGCUCACCGUGAGGCCCACCAACAUCUCGGUCAGCGUGUCCAGCGUGCAGCUCACGAUCCGGGCGGAGAAUGUCCCGGAGCUGCUGGCCGGAGUGAACUGCACGUUUGAGGGCGCGGCCGAGACGCCAGGAGAGGUCUACGGCUCCCGCGUGCGCUGCCUGUCGCCCUCGGCACGCGACGUCGCGCACCUCCUGCGCAACGUCACGGGAGAUCGCCGCGUCAUGAGACUCGGACUCAAAUCUCUGGGGACCGGAGUGCCGUUUGCCAGCACCAGCCUCAUCUUCUACAACUGCAGCAAGCAUGCGUCCUGCCUGGCGUGCGUGAGCAGCUCCUUCCCGUGCCACUGGUGCAAGUUCCGCCACGUGUGCACGGACCACCCGGGCAGCUGCUCCUUCCUCGAGGGCAGAGUGAACGUCUCCGAGGAGUGCCCGCAGCUGCUGGCGCCCUCCGCGGACGUGCUCAUCCCGGCCGGCGUGGUGCGGCACGUGACGCUGGCGGCGCGGAACCUGCCCCAGCCGCAGUCGGGCCAGCGCGGCUACGAGUGCGUGCUGACGCUGGGCGGGCGCGAGGAGCGCGUGCCGGCGCUGCGCUUCAACAGCUCCAGCGUGCAGUGCCAGGAGAUCGCGUAUGCGUACGACGAGGACGUGGGUGACGUUCUCGUCGACUUCUCCGUCGUUUGGAAUGGAGAUUUCGUCAUCGACAACCCGGCCGACAUCAAGGUGCACCUGUACAAGUGCUCGGCCGCGCGCGACAGCUGCGGCCUGUGCCUGAAGGCCGACGCACGCUUCGAGUGCGGCUGGUGCAAGGGCGAGGAGCGCUGCACCCUACGCCGGCACUGCGCCGCGCCCGACCUGCACUGGCUGCACCGUGGCAUGCCCCUCGCGCGCUGCGCCCACCCGCGCAUCACCGAGGUGAGCCCUCUGACAGGGCCGCGCGAGGGCGGCACGCUGGUGACGAUCCGUGGGGAGAACCUGGGCCUGAGCUUCUCGGAGAUCGGCCGCCACGGCAUGGUGAUGGUGGCAGGGGUGGCCUGCCAGCCGCUGCGGGACCUCUACAUCCCCGCAGAGCAGAUCGUGUGCCGGAUGGCACGCGCUGACGGGCGGCACCAGGUUCGCGGGCACGCGCACAUCUGCGUGGAGGAGUGCGUGGCGCAGUACAUGGCUCUGUCCAAGCAGGUCUACACCUUCGUGCAACCCGCGGUGCGCACGGUGGCGCCGGCGCGCGGCCCCGUGUCGGGCGGCACGCGCGUCUCCCUCCACGGAGUGCACCUGGACGCCGGCAGCGCGGUGCGGGUGGCGCUGGGCAACGAGAGCUGCGUGCUGCGCAGUCGGAGUGCGGGCGAGAUCGUGUGCACGUCCGCGUGGGCGCCCCGCGGGCCCGACUUCGUCGCCGUCUCCGUGUCUCUGGACGGCGCCGAGCUGAGCAGCGCCCUCCGCUACGAGUACACCGAGGACCCCGUCGUGACGCGCAUCGAGCCCGAGUGGACCAUCACGCAUGGAGGAACGCUGCUCACGGUCACGGGCAGUAACUUGGGCACGGUCCAGGAGCCCAAGAUGAGGGCCAAGUACAAGGGGGUGGAGAGCGUCGACACUUGCACCGUGUUCAACGAGACGACGCUCAUUUGCCGUGCCCCGGGCAUCGAGUUCAACAGCCCUGGUCCCCUGCCAGCGGAGACCGGUGAUGGAAGCUCGUCGUCGUCGUCGUCAGCAUCGUCGUCUUCGUCGGCUGCGUCGCUACCCAUGCUGGCGCCCGUGCGCCCCGACGAGCUGGGGUUCAUCUUCGACGACGUGCGCUCGCUGCUCGUCUUCAACGCUUCCGAGUUCUACUACCACGCCAGCCCCACCUUCGAACCGCUGGGUCACGACCCCCUGGACAUCAAGCCCGGCUCGCCCAUCAUCCUCAAGGGCCGGAACUUGAUGCCGGGCCCAGCCGGGGGGCGGCUGAACUACACGGUGCUCAUGGGGGACGCGGCAUGCGCCGUCACCGUGUCCGACACCCAGCUACUGUGCGAGUGCCCGGCCCUGUCGGGCCACCACAUGUUGACUGUGCGCGUGGGCUCGCUGGAGCAGGCGGUGGGGCGCGUGGGGCUGGUGCACGACAGCCUGCUCACGCUGCCUGCCAUCGUGGGGCUGGCGGCGGGCGGCGGGCUGCUGCUGCUGGUCGUGGUGGGCGUGCUCGUGGCGUACAAGCGCAAGUCGCGCGAGAGCGACCUCACGCUCAAGCGCCUGCAGCUGCAGAUGGACAACCUGGAGUCGCGCGUGGCGCUCGAGUGCAAGGAGGCGUUUGCGGAGCUGCAGACCGACAUCAACGAGCUGACGAGCGACGUGGACGGCGCGGGGAUCCCCUUCCUGGACUACCGCACGUACGCGCUGCGCGUGCUCUUCCCCGGCAUCGACAACCACCCAGUGCUCACCGUGCUCGAGGUGCCCGGCAAUCGGCACGAGUGCGUGGAGAAGGGGCUGCGGCACUUCGGCACGCUGCUGGGCAGCAAGGUGUUCCUGCUGGCGUUCGUGCGCACGCUUGAGUCUCAGCGCGCAUUCUCGAUGCGCGACCGCGGCAACGUGGCGUCGCUCGUCGCCACGGCGUUGCAAGGCAAGAUGGAGUACGCGACCGACGUGCUCAAGCAGCUACUCUCCGACCUCAUCACACGCAACAUCGAGAGCCGCAACCACCCCAAGCUGCUUCUGCGAAGGACCGAGUCUGUCGCUGAGAAGAUGCUCACCAAUUGGUUCACGUUCUUACUGCACAAGUACCUGAAGGAGUGCGCCGGCGAGCCCCUCUUCAUGCUCUACUGCGCCAUCAAGCAGCAGAUGGAGAAGGGGCCGAUCGACGCCAUCACGGGCGAGGCGCGCUACUCGCUCAGCGAGGACAAGCUCAUCCGCCAGCAGAUUGACUACCGCACCCUCACGCUGAACUGCGUGACCCCGGAGAGCGAGAAGAACGUGGAGGUGAGCGUCAAGGUCCUCGACUGCGACACCAUCACGCAGGUCAAGGAGAAGCUGCUCGACGCCGUCCACAAGAACGUGCCCUACUCCCAGCGGCCCAAGGCCAUCGACCGCGACCUCGAGUGGCGACAGGGCCGCAUGGGGCGCGUGAUCCUGCAGGACGAGGACGUCACCACCAAGAUUGAGAACGACUGGAAGCAGCUCAACACGCUCGCGCACUACCAGGUGGCCGAUGCAUCCACGGUGGCGCUGGUGCCCAAGCAGACGGCAUCCUACAACGCCGCCAACUCGCUGCUCUCGCGCUCCGUCAACAAGUAUGAGAGCAUCAUGAGGCACCCGGGCAGCCCGGACUCGCUACGCUCGCGCACACCCAUGAUCACUCCCGACCUGGAGAGUGGCACCAAGCUGUGGCACCUCGUGAAGAACCACGACCACGCCGACCAGAAGGAGGGCGACCGCGGCAACAAGAUGGUGUCCGAGAUCUACCUCACGCGGCUGCUCGCCACCAAGGGCACGCUGCAGAAGUUUGUGGACGACCUGUUCGAGACGAUCUUCAGCACGGCGCACCGCGGCAGCGCCCUGCCCCUCGCCAUCAAGUACAUGUUCGACUUCCUGGACGAGCAGGCCGACCGGCACGCCAUCCACGACCCAGCCGUACGCCACACCUGGAAGAGCAACUGCCUGCCGCUGCGCUUCUGGGUGAACGUGAUCAAGAACCCGCAGUUCGUGUUCGACAUCCACAAGACGAGCAUCACGGACGCGUGCCUCUCCGUCGUGGCGCAGACCUUCAUGGACUCGUGCUCCACCUCGGAGCACCGGCUGGGCAAGGACUCGCCCUCCAACAAGCUCCUCUACGCCAAGGACAUCCCCAACUACAAGCACUGGGUGGAGAGGUACUACACGGACAUCGGCAAGAUGCCAGCGAUCAGCGACCAGGACAUGAACGCAUACCUUGCCGAGCAGUCGCGCAUGCACAGCAGCGACUUCAACACCAUGAGUGCCCUUAACGAGCUCUACCUGUACGUCAGCAAGUACAAGGACGAGAUCCUGGCCGCACUGGACCAAGAUGAGCAGGCCAAGCGGCACCGCCUGGCCUUCAAGCUGGACCAAGUGAUCUCCUGCAUGUCCGGGGACAGUUAGAGGUCACCGCACCGCCAGUGCCGCAACCACCACCACCACCGCCGCCGCCAUCGUCGCCACCGCCGCCGUCAUCGGCCGGGUGAAGUGUUGCUUAUUUUAGUUCCUUAUUUUUCCUCCAUUUUUUUUUUAAACACCGCCGUCCGUCUGUCCGUCCAACCAUCCGACUGACCGACCGAGAAGACGCGUGACGGUUUUGUGUUGCCGCACUCGGGCGACCGGACGUCCCGCUUUGCGACACGCCCGGCCACGCGGUUCCACGGUGGUCCGCGAUGGAGCGCGGCGAAGCGCGGGGAAGCGACCGUCCACGCGCACCCGCGGGUCGGCCUCCCCGCUUCACUUUCCGGAGGAGCGGCUCCACCCGGGAGUCGACCCCGUGACCUCUACGCGGCAUGGGGAAAAGGCCGUUCAGACCCCUGGGAGGGACGCGGGGAGGCGCGGUGACCUCUUCGCCCUGCGGGGGAGACUGACGGGAGAGCAGGAGAAGGCCCGGGGAGAUCCGGGGGAGACCUGGCAAGGGGCUGAGAGUCGGCGUUAGUUGGAGAGAUCGACCAGAGAAGCGGCCUGCUCUGCAUCGCUCCGACACUGCUGCUCCCGCCGAGCCGGAGGAGGAGUGCAGCCUCGCGGCCCCCCUCCCACCACAUGGACGGCGUUCUUCCAUCCCGCCGCUUCCAUCGUGCACACUCGACACCGACACGGAGCGCUCCGCUCGUGUCUUGCUUCGUCGCGUUUUCGCUGGAUCUUCCGAAUGUUCGUUAACCCCUUGUCACGCCCCCCGCGGAAGAGCCGACGAGUGACUUAUGGGCGCCUGAACGCGGGCACCACUGACCGAGACUUGGUGAACCGUGGGUGUCGUUAUCGCGCCCCCCUCCCCAAACUCGCCCCUCCCCCCCCAGCAUGUCUUGCACAAAGCAUCGAUGCUGCGAACGAUGAUGCGCACGCGACCCAUUUGACGGAGCCGAAGAUUGUUUGAACGGCUCGAGAGAAACGCAACGGCUUCGGAUCUUCGCUGGGGUCGUUUUGUAAUUUUAUUUUUUAGAAAAAUAUCCCCCUUUUACGGAGGGGAAGAAAAUGAGACAAAACGCACGCACGCACAUGCACGCACGCACGCACACACGCGCGUCAAAAUUUCGGCCUCGCGUUCGCGUAGCGUCCGUCUGCAGGGGCGUCUCCGUGCUCCCCGGCGCUCCGGGCUCCGGGCCGUCUUGACCGCCAGUAUUGAAGCGUCGCGUCUCCUUCUCCUGUUUACUCGAAACGACAAACUGUGGUUGUACAGCACAAAAAAGGAAGGGGCGAGCGAGACGGAGCGCCGCCCGUCCCCGUGGUCGCGCCCUCUUGGUGUUCGAGCGACCCCCACGCAGCGGCGAGCUUUUACCGCACCCAGUCGGUCCGUCGGCUACAAGUAAGGUCAAGGGUGGGGUGGGGGAGACAGGAAUCCGCUAAGAAUUUUGUUUUGGGUCUUUUCAACAAACGAAGUGAAAGCAGGAGUUUUACGAUGCUGCUGUGUGCUCAACUCGCUCAGUCAUAUGUCCAGUGUCGCUCCAGUCUCUCGAACAUUAUAUGGCUGCUGCUACUGCUGUAGCUGUAGCAGCUGUAGCUGCUGUAGCUGCUACUGCUGUAGCUGCUACAGCUGCUGCUCCUGCUGCUGUAGCUGCUGCUGUGGCUGCUGCUGCUGUAGCUGCUGCUGCUGUAUAGCUGCUGU